GUCUCCCAACCAUCCGCUGCGCCGGCUCUUGUCCGUCUUCACCUUCGGAUCUAUCUUCAUCAACUUGCAAGCUAUGCACACUCUCAUCGGAGAAAGGCAUGUCUUGCAUCGGUCGACUCCAUUUGUGGAGUUCGAAGGGCUCAGCGAGGUGGUUCCAAAGAGCUUGCAGCCGCUGCCCGAAAAGCACAAGGCUCUCCUCAAGGACGAAGAGUUCAAUCAGCUUCCCGAGAAGCUGAAGCAGGCACCUUACUACUCGGAUGGAAAGUUGCUGUUCAAUGCUGAGAGGAAUCUCCUGCGGGAGUUCAGAAAGCUCUAUGCGUAUGGACCUGUGGGCUUCUGCAACUCCAAGGACGAGGUGACCGGCCCCGAGGUGAAGCAGUUUCUCGCCGAGCUGGUGGCAGAGCAUCACUCAGCACACUACAAUACCUCCGACUACUCAAACGCCACCUGCAUCGAACUCUUUGAGGAGCACCUGAUGUCCAUUGUGUGGACUGUCACUGGCUGGCAUCGACAUGUCGGCACAGUGGGCGACUACUAUCGCGACCCCGAGUUGGCGAGCUUCUCAUGGAGAGAGAACGAGCGAUCCGCCAGGCCUUUGCAGCACAUGCAGAUGACAACUGUGGCUGUCUUUACAUCUGCCUUGCAGCCCAAGAUCAUCGAGGACUACAGUCAUGUCUUUCAAGGCAUCUACAAGGAGCAGGAGAUGGUGAAGCUGAUGGACAACUUUCGGUCGGAGCUGGAGCAG
Symbiodinium necroappetens is the source of this 745-nucleotide messenger RNA. Lineage: Eukaryota; Dinophyceae; Suessiales; Symbiodiniaceae. The record is from the annotation of a GenBank genome assembly.